AUGCCCCGGCCGAAAUUCAUCGAGAUCCCUUCCAAUGACUCUCGGGCCAGUAGUUCGCUUUCCAAGCAUUCCCACCUUUCACCCCGAAUCCAACACUUCGACGGUGAUGUCCCUCCAGCCCUCUCGCCGCUGGACGCCAUCGCGGCGAGAAGCCGCAGACUCGCCAAAGAGUUGGAAGAAACUAGAAGAGCAGGUGAAAGGCGCAUGAGCAGACUCCCGCCUCAGGUGGUUACUGAAUCCCUGACCGAACAUCACAACUCCCGUCCUCCUAUUUUUCGUGCCUUGUCUGACGGCCUGGACGUGGUACCUCCUCUGCCAACGGUCGAAAAAGACGGAAGAGCCGGCAGUUUUCCCAAACUUGCGACUCCCCUGAAUCGGCCCACAUCGCAACAUGUUCGCAUGAGUGCUAUCAUGAAGAAAGAGGAAGACCAACGAAAUCAAGAACCAAUUCCCCAAGGAGACUACUUUGGCGCUCCCCGGGCACAUUCGCCCACCCCUUUGGAGGGACCACGUCCCUUUUCUUCGCAAAUCCUGGGGAGUCCGUCUUCGAAUCCUGAGUUGGGCUCUCGACAGCUAUCAGACAAGCCUCGACCAGACCGGCUUCCAAACUUGGCACCACCGCGAUCCCAUUCCGACCGUUUGCGCCCGUAUCAAGAUGCCUCCGAUGACGACUAUACCAGUUCCACUGCGGGCUCGACCUUUUCACCAUCACGAAAACUGUCUUCCAGCAGUGGAGUGUCUGUUCCUCAGUCCCCAGUUUCAACGUACGCAUAUUCCCACGGUCGCUCUCCUUCCAACGUUUCUCUCGGCUCGCCAUCUCGAUCUCAUUUUACGCCUAACUUUUCCCGGCCGUUGAGUUCGUCUAGUAUGAGCAACAUUCAGGCUGAAAAGAGUCCAAGCAAAGGUCCGUGGGCUGCACAGAUGAGUCACUUGCGAACGGCAAGCUCUUUCGACGAGUCUAGACUACCCCAGGGGUACAUCUCAGGAGAGGCAUCAUCCUACACCCACGCGACAUACAGUUUGCCUCGAGGUCGAAAGAUCUCCGGCCGGCAUUCGGGGGUGUUUUCUGGCUUUUCCAAGCCACACUUUGAAUGGCAAGAACCCAUCUUUCCGGGCACACCCCCGUUGGAGGGCAAGAGUAGCAGCGAUCUUGCUGUUCCAUCCCCCAUGGUGUCUGCCCGAUCCAGCCGAGAAGACCAGCACCACCAAGAAAGAUCGGGGUAUUCCUUUGACAAUGACGCCGAACGAUUGCUCGUUUCACCACCCGGAUCCGGUCGACCUUCCACCUCAUAUACACCGACCGGGUCCCUCAAAUCCCACGAUUCGUCCACCCAAAGGCCGUCGACCGGAGAAGCGCCCUCUGCGGCUGCAUUUAUGAUACCGCCCGUGCCUCUGUCGCCUGUCGCAGAAGCGUCGCACUAUUCUUCUAGAUCUAAUAGUACUGUUCGACCUACCACGGCUCGGACGGUGAGCAACUACCAAGCUUUGUCUGCGGAGGAACAUGUGACGAAAGCCAUAGAACUUCACGAGCAUGGAGACCUGAAAGAAUCCACCUACCAUCUACGAAUCGCCGCCCACAAAGGCCACGCGACCGGAAUGCUGUUGUAUGCCUUGGCCUGUCGUCACGGCUGGGGAAUGCGGGCAAACCAAAAGGAAGGUGUCCAAUGGCUCCGUAGAGCUGUGGAUUCGGCCAUGCUGGAAAUCGCAGACGAUGAAAACCCUGCCAGUCGAAAGCCCGGGACGGAUUUCAAUGACACAAAGACGCAUCGGGCACAGUUCGCCUUGAGUAUCUAUGAACUCGGAGUGUCUCACCUUAAUGGGUGGGGCGUGGAGCAGGACAAGGCGCUGGCUCUCAGAUGUUUCGAGGUUGCCGCAAAUUGGGGCGAUGUAGAUGCGUUGACCGAGGCCGGCUUCUGUUAUGCCGAGGGGAUUGGCUGCAAGAAAGAUUUGAAGAAGGCGGCCAAGUUCUAUCGACUGGCAGAGGCACAGGGUGUCAGCAUGGUGGGCAACAGUUGGAUCCACAAGGACAAAUACAACGACCUUGAUGACGAGGGUGUAAGUCGGUCCCGAUCUACGAAAAAGACCAUGUCGGACAAGCCACGUAGCAAAUCCAAGUCGCGCGGUAUCUUUGGGAGAAAGAAGUCGGUGGCGGCAUAG
Molecule: messenger RNA, 2157 nt
Organism: Capronia epimyces CBS 606.96
Lineage: Eukaryota; Fungi; Ascomycota; Eurotiomycetes; Chaetothyriales; Herpotrichiellaceae
Exons: 2
Coding region: 1-2157 (718 amino acids)
Molecular function (GO): protein binding
Source: RefSeq, a predicted model, not a curated record